GUCAUGAGAUAAAAUCUAAAAUUUUAGUUGUCGUUUGAAAAGGUGAGUUGGCAAUGAAGUAGUUUACGGUCCGGGCCAGGCCGUCCGGCGCGGAUUUUGAUCAAGUCGCGUGGAGGGAAGUGCUCCAAAAUACUUUUCCAUCGCAUAACGCUUCGGUGAAUUUCAUUUUAAAUGACAUUAAUUGAGCAGUUUACAUUUAAAUUGACAUUAAAAAUCAUCUGGUUGUAUGAAAAAUCGCGCAUACCAAUAUAACUGUUUACUUUGUGACGUCAACGUCAACACCCUUCCCUCCUUCCAUCGUAUUGUGGUUGUGAGAUGGCUCAGUAUGAAUUUACCGACGAAGAAACACAGCUUCCUCCUAUAAAGUACGAAUACUUGGACCAUACAGCAGAUGUCCAACUUCACGCAUGGGGAAGUAAUCUAGAGGAAGCAUUUGAACAAUGUGCUAUGGCAAUGUUUGCCUAUAUGACUGAUAUAGAGUGUGUGGAUUUACACGAAGCACAUCAAAUAGAAGCCCAAGGCACCGAUUUAGAAUCCUUGUUAUUUCACUUCCUUGAUGAAUUUCUUUUUUUGUUUUCAUGUGAACCAUUCCUGGUUGCAAGGAAAGUGAAAAUUACUGAAUUUGAUCAUGAAAACUUCAGAAUUGUUGCCAAGGGUUAUGGAGAGCAAUUUAGCCUUGGAAAACACCCCCAGGGUACUGAAGUUAAGGCAAUUACCUAUUCAAAUCUACAGGUACAUAACAAGGCGGAAAAGUAUGAGGUUUUUGUGAUCAUCGAUAUCUAAUUAAAAUAGCAAUUGUUUUCUAAUGAAAAACUAA
Molecule: messenger RNA, 817 nt
Organism: Frankliniella occidentalis (western flower thrips)
Lineage: Eukaryota; Metazoa; Arthropoda; Insecta; Thysanoptera; Thripidae
Gene: Archease
Product: protein archease-like
Exons: 4
Coding region: 316-783 (155 amino acids)
Biological process (GO): tRNA splicing, via endonucleolytic cleavage and ligation
Cellular component (GO): tRNA-splicing ligase complex
Source: RefSeq, a predicted model, not a curated record